Messenger RNA from Diaporthe amygdali, 3288 nucleotides. RefSeq lists its product as uncharacterized. Lineage: Eukaryota; Fungi; Ascomycota; Sordariomycetes; Diaporthales; Diaporthaceae. The record is from RefSeq and is a predicted model, not a curated record. The transcript has 3 exons. Gene Ontology annotation, biological process: mRNA 3'-end processing. Gene Ontology annotation, molecular function: protein binding; mRNA binding. Gene Ontology annotation, cellular component: nucleus. The coding region runs from base 1 to 3288 and encodes 1095 amino acids.
AUGGCGAGCGAAGCUGUCGAGGAGAACACUUGGGCUCAGGGUGAUGGCGACAAUGAAGUUGAGGGAGGAAAUGAAAAUAUACAACUUAGUGACAACACACAAGACCAAGACUUGAAUCUUUCCGCUUCCGCUUCCGCUCCUGCUUCCGCAGCCGCUCAAACAUCUGGUGAUUCCGCGCCCAAUACUGUUGGCGUUUCCGAAGAUGUGGGUGAAUACGAUCCAGAGUCUGUCUCUGUGACUCCACUGCCGCAUCUGGGCAAGCAGACUUCCCUGGAGCCUGCUCCUCAGCCUGCUCCUCAGCCGGUCAACAAGAAGCGCAAGACAGCCGGAGGUUUCCUAGUGGGAGACUCCGAGUCUGAGGAUGAUGACGCCUCGACGCCUGUUCCUGCUUCCAACGGCCCGCCUGCUGAGCCAAUCCAAGCCUCUCACUCUCUUCCUCGUUCUUCCCCUCAUGCUUCCACUCCUGUCCAGGAAGCCCAGGGAGCUGUGUCUAAUGUACCCCCAACUUCUCAGGCGAUUAACGCCCCAGCUCAGUCGGUCGACGAACGAGACAGUGGCUCUGUUGCCCCGGUGGAGCCCAUCAACAACGGUGUCAAGCCUCCUCAGGAUGUGGUCACCACGCUUGAGGCACGCAUCAAGGAGGAUCCUCGUGGGGCCAUGGAUGCCUGGCUGGAUCUAAUGGCUGAGUUACGGGCGCGAAACAAUGUUGAAAGCAUUCGAUCUGUGUAUGAGCGCUUCUUGGCUGUCUUCCCGCAGUCCGCGGAUAUCUGGACCGCGUACAUGGAGUUGGAGCUGAGCAUGAACAAUUUCGGUGGGGCAGAAGAGCUGUUCAAGAGGACACUGCCAACUAUCCGGAAUGUGAGGCUGUGGACCGUGUACCUCGACUACAUCCGACGACGCAACGAUCUGAGCGACACGACGGGUCAGGCUCGGGAGACUAUCGCGAAAUGCUUCGAGUUUGUUCUCAGCAGUGUCGGUGUUGACAAGGAUUCUGGGCCGAUCUGGGCAGAGUACAUUCAGUUCAUCAAGUCUGGGCCAGGUCAGGUAGGGGAGACCGACUGGGCAAGUCGGCAGAAGAUGGACCAACUGCGGAAGACAUACCAACGAGCCAUUGCCAUCCCCACUCGAAACCUCAACACUCUCUGGCGCGAAUAUGAUCAAUUCGAGAUGGGAAUCGAUAAGAAGGUCGGGCGUGCGCUUCUCGCCCAACACUCUCCGAAUUAUAUGUCUGCCAAGAGCACCAAUAUGGCCUUGGACAACAUCACUCGAGGUCUGCAACGGACCAACCUCCCGCGACUUCCGCCAGCGCCGGGCUUCGAUGGUGAUGAUGACUAUACCGAGCAGAUCGAGCUGUGGAAAAAGUGGAUCAGCUAUGAGCAGUCGGAUCCGCUUGACUUGAAAACAGAAGACGGUGCCACUCUGAAGAAGAGAGUCCUCUACGUGUACCAGCAGGCUUUGAUGGCUCUUCGGUUCUGGCCAGAGAUGUGGGUUGACGCUGCCGAGUGGUGCUUCGAAAAUGAGAUGGUGGGUCCAGAUGGCAGAGACAAUGGCCUCGAGCUCCUGCUGCAGGGCAUUGAGGCUAAUCCAGAGAGUGUCUUGCUGGCUCUUAAGCACGCGGAUCGCAUUGAGGCCACUCAUCCUAUUGCCGAGGGCGACGAAGCAAAGGCUAAUCGCGGCAACGCCAUCAAAGCUCCUUACAGUAAAGUCUUGGAUACCCUGUACGACUUGGUCAAGAAGGCCAAAGACCAGGAGAAGGCGGUCAUCGACAAGAUCAAUGAGAACAUUGCGUCCGAAUCUGCGCCGCAGAGGUCUGCAGAUGGUGAAGAGGACUUCGAUGCGUCCGAGGAUAAGGAUGCCAGGAUUGCCGCAAAACAAGCACAGAUCAAAGCUAUACAGCAGGGCUUCUCAGCUCGGACGAAUGUUCUGUCUCGAACUAUUUCCUUUGUUUGGAUCGCCCUCGCAAGGGCAAUGCGUCGGGUUCAAGGCAAAGGCGUUGUAGGCAGUACCAUCGGUGGCAUGCGACAGGUUUUCACCGACGCCCGUCAGAGGGGCCGCCUGACUAGCGACGUCUACGUCGCCAUUGCUCUCAUGGAAUGGAAGGUGUACAAGGACAAUGCUGGGGUCAAGAUCUUCGAGCGAGGUGCCAGGCUUUUUCCAGAAGACGAAUAUUUCAUGGUCGAAUACCUCCAAUUCCUUCAUUCGAGGGACGACUUCACGAAUGCCAGAGUCGUUUUUGAGAACUGUGUCAAGAAGAUGACGGAAAAGCCUGAGUCCGCGGACAAGGCCAAAGCCUUGUUUGCGUACUUUCACAAGUACGAGUCGCAAUUCGGUGACAGAUCUCAAUUCGUCAAGCUGGAGCAACGCAUGGCUGAACUUUUCCCUGAUGAUCCCAAGCUGGCUCAUUUCAAGGCACGCUUCGCCACGGCAAACUUUGACCCAAUCGCAGCUCGUAUCAUUGUGUCGCCCUCUGCUCAAUUGCGCCCCAAGAAUAUCAUGCCCUCGAUUGAACAACGAGGGUCCGUGUUAAACAGUCCUCGCCCCUCCGUUCGACAGCCGAAUAGUCCGCGCCAACAAUUUGUCAACUCGCCGAAACGACCUCUACCAGUCGAAGAUCUAGACGACUCGUUGAACCCUCCCCGCAAAAUGCAGCGCGGCGAAUCGCCGCUGAAGGGCGCGGCUGGUAGGCGCCUCAAUCAACAGAAUCGCAUGCAAGCCGCCCCGAUCUCCCGCGACAUCACGUUCUUGUUGAGCCAAAUCCCGCCGGCCUCGGCCUACGAUUUCCCUCGUUUCAACUCGGGCAAUAUGGUCCGCUUCAUUCGGGACAUUCCUGUCCCAGAUUUUGCAACUUGGAAGAGCAACCAGGACCGGGGAAUCCGCGACAAUGGAGCCCGAAUGCCACCAUCGCACGCUCGCCAAGUAUCCAACGACGUCACGCAGUAUCCAUUCCAAGGCCGCAACUCUCCUCGACCUCAGAGUCCCUUUGGCGCAAGCCGUGGACAGAUCGCCUCCGCUGCUGCUACUUACAGACAGUCGUCUCUCCGUCCCGGAUCUAGCGGCUCGGGCUACGAGCCACCACCUCCCGCUGCAAUGUACGGGCAAACUGCGCCGCCUGGAGCACCACCGCCUUUGGGUUACGGUCCUCCACCGCCAAUGAUGCCUACCCCUGACGGAAAUUGGCCACCGCCCAUUUAUGGCGCCCCUGCAGGCGCGCCCCAAUUCACUGUCCCGACCCCUCCUUUUGGUCAAGGUCCACCGCAGCACGAUCAGUACAAUGGUCGUUAUUACUAG